Molecule: messenger RNA, 2085 nt
Organism: Monoraphidium neglectum
Lineage: Eukaryota; Viridiplantae; Chlorophyta; Chlorophyceae; Sphaeropleales; Selenastraceae
Exons: 6
Coding region: 1-2085 (694 amino acids)
Molecular function (GO): protein binding
Source: RefSeq, a predicted model, not a curated record
AUGGAAACCUUGAAGGCCUUCGUCUUUGAGCACAGCGCGCUGCAGCGCGGCACCGCCCGCUUCUUUAACCAGGAGCUGUUCAGCGAUGUAGUGCUGGUCGCGCCCGGCGGACGCCGCAUGAAAUGCCACCGCGUGCUUCUCGCGGCCUGCAGCCAACCACUCGCGGCCGCGCUCUCCGCCGUCGCCGCCGCCGCCGGCGACGAGCUCCCAAUCACCGGCGUCGACCCUGACGCGCUCGAGUCCGUGAUCCGCUACUUGUACGACGGCCGGCUCAUGCUGACGCCAGCCAACGCGGCGCCCGUCCUCGACGCCGCCGCGCGGCUGCGCGUCGGGGCGCUCGCCGACGCCGCGCGCGGCUACCUGCGGCGCGCGCUGGGGCCCGGCACCGCGGCGGCGCUGCUGGGGGAGGCGCUGCGGUACGAGCUGGACGACCUGGCGGAUGAGUGCGUGGCGGCCAUACUGCGCGACUUUGAUGAGGUGGCCGCGGGCCCCGCCUUCCUCUUCGCCCCCGCCCCCGUCGCCGCGCGCGUGCUCCGCGCGGCGCGCGCCGCGGGGCCGCGCGGCGGGCGGCGCCUGCUCGCCGCCGCGUGGCGCUGGGUCACCGCCGACGUGGCGCACGUGGCGCACCUGGAGGAGCUGCUUCCUUUAGUGGCGGGGCCAGAUUUGAGCCUGGAUGACCUCGUAGAAGUGACCGGCCUGGCAGCAAAGGGCCGGGGCCCCGGCGCCGGCAGCGGCGCCACCGGCCUCCAGGCGCUCACCGCGGCGCUGCUGCAGUGCAUGGGCGGCGGUGAGGCUUCGCUAGACCCCGCCCAGGUGGCGGCGCUCGCGUCGGCCGCGGCGUCCGCGGGCGGCGGCGCGUUUGCAAGCGUCGCACCUGCUGUGCUGCAACAACUGACUGCUGCCCUAGCACUCCGUCCUCCGGUGGAUCAGUCGCAGCCGCAGCCGCCGUCGCCGAAGCCGCCGCAGCCGCAGCCGCCGUCGCCGAAGCCGCCGCAGCAGCUGCCGCUGCGGCGGCCGCCGCAGCAGCAGCAGGCCGCGUCGGACCCGCGCUCAGGCAGCCACGAGGGCGAGCACUCCGGCUGGGGCCGCGGGAGCGCUGCGGGCGACGGCGCCGCAGCGGCCGGCGCUUGGACGCCGCGGAGUGAUGGCGGCGGCGGCGGCAGCAGCAGCGGCAGCGGCACCGCGGCAGCGCCUGACCCCGCCCAGCUGGCGGCGCUCGCGUCGGCCGCGUCGCCCGCGGGCGGCGGCGCGUUCGCAAGCGUCCCACCUGCUGUGCUGCAGCACCUGACUGCUGCCCUAGCACUCCGUCCUCCGGUGGAUCAGUCGCAGCGGCCGCCGCAGCAGCAGCAGGCUGCAUCAGACCCCCGGUCCAGCAGCCGCGCGGGCGAGCGCCCGGGCUGGGGCUCCCGGCACGCGGCCGGCGACGGCGCCGCUGCGGCAGACGUUUGGACGCCGCAGAGCGACGGCGCCCGCCGCGACGGCGGCGGUGGUGGCGGCAGCGCCAGCAGCGGCAGCGGCAGGGCGGCAGCGCCUGACCCCACCCAGCUGGCGGCAUUUGUAUCGGCCGCGGCGCACGCGGGCGGCGGCGCGUUCGCAGGCGUCCCACCCGCUGUGCUGCAGCAAUUGACCGCUGCCCUGGCACUCCGUCCACCGGGUAAUCAGUCGCAGCCGCCGCCCCCACAGCUGCCGCCGCAGCGGCCGCCGCAGCUGCAGGCCGCCUCGGACCCCCGGUCCAGCAGCCGCGCGGGCGAGCGCCCUGGUUGGGGCUCCUGGCAAGCGGGCAACCAUGGCGCGGGGGCGGCUGGGGUGAGGACGCCGCGGAGCGGCGACGGCGCCAGCGGCGGCAGCGACGGCGGGGGCGAUGGCGGCGGCUGCGGCGGCGGCGGCAACGGAGGGGGCCGCGGGGCCGAUGGCGGCAGCGGCGGCGCGAGCCUGGCGUCCCAGGACGCAGGUGGCGAGGCGGGCGCUCCUCAGUCUGCUUUAAACGCCCGCUCACGGGUCGCCAGUGGCGGCGCGCCCGGCCCCAAGGGUGGCGUCAGGGGCAUCUGCCAUGUGGAUGGCUGCUACUGCAGCCUGGAAGGGUGA